Molecule: messenger RNA, 534 nt
Organism: Mesocestoides corti
Lineage: Eukaryota; Metazoa; Platyhelminthes; Cestoda; Cyclophyllidea; Mesocestoididae
Source: the annotation of a GenBank genome assembly
AUGACCAAACACGAGUGCAAACAAAGUAGUACCACGAGGGAUCGUGGUGGUGGUCGAGCAAUUACAACUCACUGUCAACAUAUUGUCACCCUAGAUGACCCCUUCGAAGUGAAUUGUCUUUUCUUCAAUCUGCACAUGCUUCAUUGUGCUCGUGUUCAUUAUGGUGGUGGACUUCACCUUCCGACGGUGUGCAGUCACCUCGUCACGUACCUUGCCCAAUUGGAACUCGGUGAACUUAAUGUUCUCGAAGGUGCUCUCGAGCUUCAUGUGGUGGCGUCCGUCCUCCACACUGGUGAUAGUGACGGUGGGUUUCAGCAUGUUGCCGGCUCCGCGAUCACACGUUCAACAUCGAUGCGACUCAAAGUCGAUAUUCCAGCUCCACCCAAUAUGAAAUUUACUGCUUUGUGGUGUGCUGGUUGCCAUGACAGCAUUCCGCAAGCCACAUCGAGACUCAACUUACGUGCGGAAUCACGGCGAACGUGUCUCGCUGCGCACGCGACUCUCGACUGUGACAACAUACCUGGCCACAUGUAA